AGCCAAUCAGAAGCGAGUGAUAGUGACGGAUGGGAACGGAACGUUCCCGAAGAGCCAAUGAGGAGGACGGAGGCCCUGACGGAGGGGUGGAGGGGAGAUGCGAGUCCCGCCUUUCCCUUCAGGGACGAAAAUGGGGUAUUCCUUCCCCCCCUUCACCGAGGAGGCGAGCCGUCGACGUUCGACGCCGCCCAGAGGCGGAUAAUGUUAUAGGUCGCGAAAGGGAAGGGAACGGAGCGCGCCGCGGAGGGAACGUAACAUGACGUACGCCGGCCCAGGAGGAGACCUUCCCCCCCAGAUGCUGUCCGAGAUGAGGGAGACGAACCAAGUACUGCGAGAAAUCACGGAACUGCUCAGCCAACAGAUCAAAGAGAUCACUUUCCUGAAGAACACAGUGAUGGAGUGUGACGCCUGUGGGAUGAGCACGGGAGCCACCGGCCACCCGAUCAGUGUGACCCCUCUGAACCGAUGUUACCCCACCAACCCUUGUUUCCCCGGGGUCACCUGCACGGAUACCCCCACCGGCUUCCGCUGCGGGGCCUGCCCUCUGGGCUACACAGGCAACGGGACCCACUGCACCGACAUUAACGAGUGCACAGCUAACCCCUGCUUCCCCCGGGUCCAGUGCGUCAACACGGCUCCUGGCUUCCGGUGCGACCCCUGCCCUCCCGGGUACACUGGCCCAGGGCACGAGGGCGUUGGGCUGGCCUUUGCCCGGGCGCACAAGCAGGUCUGCAGCGACAUCAACGAAUGUGAAUCCGGAAGGGGCACCACCUGCGUCCCCAACUCGAUCUGCAUCAACACCCGGGGCUCUUACAAAUGUGGGGCGUGCAAGCCUGGCUUCACGGGGGACCAGGUCUCCGGCUGCCGGAGAAAGACGGAGCGGCGCUGUCCCAACGGGGAACUCAGCCCCUGCCACGAGAAAGCAGAGUGCAUCGUCGAGCGCGACGGGACGCUCGCCUGCGUGUGCAUCGUUGGCUGGGCAGGAAAUGGGUACAUCUGCGGGAAGGAUACCGACAUCGAUGGCUUUCCGGACGAGAAACUGCGAUGCACCGACAGAAAAUGUCGGAAGGACAACUGCGUAACCGUGCCGAAUUCCGGGCAGGAGGACGCCGACCGUGAUGGAAUCGGGGACGCCUGCGACGAUGAUGCCGACGGGGAUGGGAUCACCAACACUGAGGACAACUGCGUGUUCGUUCGCAACACGGACCAGCGCAACGCUGACCAGGACAGCUUCGGGGACGCCUGUGACAACUGCCGCAAUGUGAAGAACAAUGACCAGCGAGACAGCGACGGGGACGGGCGCGGAGACCUGUGUGACGAUGACAUGGACGGCGAUAAGGUGAAGAACGUGGUAGACAACUGCGUGAGGAUUCCCAACCCAGACCAGAGGGACAGCGAUGGUGACGGAGUGGGGGAUGUCUGUGACAGCUGCCCGCUGAUCAGUAACCCAGACCAGAAAGACACCGAUCACGAUCUCGUGGGGGACCCUUGCGACACGAAUCAGGACCGAGAUGGGGACGGCCACCAGGACUCGCGAGACAACUGCCCCUCAGUGCCCAACAGCUCCCAGCUGGAUUCAGACCGGGACGGCAUUGGGGAUGAGUGCGAUGAGGAUGAUGACAAUGAUGGGAUCCCCGAUUUUAAGCCUCCGGGCCCGGACAACUGCCGCCUGGUCCCCAACCCCGGGCAGCAGGACUCUGACCGAGACGGGAUCGGGGACUCCUGCGAGGACGAUUUCGACAAAGACCAAGUGAUCGACCGGAUCGACGUGUGCCCUGAGAAUGCAGAGGUGACCUUGACAGAUUUCCGGGCUUUCCAGACGGUGGUGCUGGAUCCCGAAGGCGACGCGCAGAUUGAUCCCAACUGGAUCGUGCUCAACCAGGGCAUGGAAAUCGUCCAGACCAUGAACAGCGAUCCAGGCUUGGCUGUCGGGUACACCGCCUUCAAUGGGGUGGACUUUGAGGGCACGUUCCACGUGAACACCGCCACGGACGACGACUACGCCGGCUUCAUCUUCGGCUACCAGGACAGCGCGAGCUUCUACGUGGUCAUGUGGAAGCAGAUGGAGCAAACGUACUGGCAGGCAAACCCUUUCCGGGCAGUGGCUGAACCUGGGAUUCAGCUCAAGGCGGUGAAGUCCAAGACAGGCCCCGGGGAAUACCUGCGCAACUCCCUCUGGCACACGGGUGACACCCCCGACCAGGUGAAACUGCUUUGGAAGGACCCACGGAACGUUGGCUGGAAAGACAAGACCUCCUACCGCUGGUUCCUACAGCACCGGCCGCAGGUCGGCUACAUCCGAGCGCGUUUCUACGAGGGUCCUGAGUUGGUGGCCGACACAGGUGUAGUCCUGGACACCACCAUGCGGGGCGGCCGCCUGGGCGUCUUCUGCUUCUCCCAGGAGAACAUCAUUUGGUCCAACCUGCGGUAUCGCUGCAAUGACACAAUCCCUGAAGACUACGAGUCGUACCGCCACCAGCGGGACUACUGAACACCUCCCCCCCAUGGCCGCUUCGCCUGCCGGCCCUUCUUGCGUCCAGCCCCGCUUUUCCGCUCUGUCGCACUCUUUCUGAUGAGGAAUGGCCCCACCGCUGCCCCAAGCUUCGGCCCUUCCCCACCUCUCUCUGGCCCUCGGCAGCCCCACCCAGUUGACCCAGCUGGCCGGAGACGCCCCAAAGUCUGAGUCCCGGGGUCCUGCCGGACGAGGUACUGCCGACAUUGGGGCCCUGCAGGGGAGGCUAGCGGCCUGUGAGGACCCCCAACCCCUGGACCUGGAUGCCAGCAUGGGCCAUCCUCACGCUCAAAAAGAGAUCUCGUUUUGGGAGCCUCAGCCCAGGCCAGGUCUGUUUUAUCAUAGGACUCCUAUAUCCGUGGGAUCGGUAUCCACAGAUCCUCUUUAUCAAAGAAUCUCUUAUUAUAUAUUUCUAAAGAUGACAGUGACCAGAACUGGCCACUCAAGGAAACCUGAGACCAUGCCAUGUAGAGCAUUUGCUAAUCCGCAUUUUUCAGCAUCUGCAGGGGGCUUUGAGCCAACCAUACACACCCACCCCCGCGGAUACAGGGGUCCUGCUUUAAUUUAAUAAAAGACACGCAAGGACAGAACGCUGUUGGCAGAAGGUUGGGGAAACGGGGAGCAGUGAACCCUAAACAGCCAUCAUUUCGGGAACGAGAUCGAGCAGAAUAGAGAAUGCACUUUAAAAAAACCAGUAAUAAUAAAACCACAGAGAAAUUGGUUAAUAAAACUUUUGUCUUACUGA
Pogona vitticeps (central bearded dragon) is the source of this 3257-nucleotide messenger RNA. RefSeq names its product cartilage oligomeric matrix protein (gene COMP). The record is from RefSeq and is a predicted model, not a curated record. NCBI's taxonomy places the organism in Eukaryota, Metazoa, Chordata, Lepidosauria, Squamata, Agamidae. Gene Ontology annotation, cellular component: extracellular region. Gene Ontology annotation, biological process: cell adhesion. Gene Ontology annotation, molecular function: calcium ion binding.